Messenger RNA from Zingiber officinale, 1777 nucleotides. RefSeq lists its product as uncharacterized. The transcript has 8 exons. Lineage: Eukaryota; Viridiplantae; Streptophyta; Magnoliopsida; Zingiberales; Zingiberaceae. The record is from RefSeq and is a predicted model, not a curated record. The coding region runs from base 218 to 1450 and encodes 410 amino acids. Gene Ontology annotation, molecular function: protein binding.
UGUGUUUUCUUUCAGCCAUUAAUUUCGCGUUCGCUGCCACCUUCGAGGCGAGAUUCUUCUCCAUCGCUCCUCGCCUUCUCCCUACUGGUGAGGGAGGGGGAGGCCUCUCUCUCGUCUCAUUGCCCGAGACCUAGCGAUGCAGUAGGCGGAUCGACAACAGGUACAGAUGGAUUAGCGUUCCACGGAGUCCCUCGAUUCAUCAUCGCAGCAGGGAGUGAUGGGGCGGAGGAAGGUGUCGGCGUUGCUCCUUUUGAUCGUCUUCUUCGGGGGGUUUUGCUGCGCCUCUGCUGCUUCCCCAGCUAGGUUUGCGAGCGUGUUGUUCUCCAAUCUCUUGUCUGCCCUCUGGCGGCGGAUUUGGUCGGCGACGACGGAUUCGAGGAUCGCGAUCUCGAGCCGCUCGAACGUGAAGUUCGAGAGUGGAUACAGCGUCGAGACUGUUUUCGAUGGGAGUCGGCACGGAAUCGAGCCGUUCUCCGUCGAAGUCAUGCCGGGAGGGGUGCUUCUGGUUUUGGAUUCCGAGAACAGCAACAUCUACAAGAUUUCUUUGCCCUUGUCGAAAUACAGCAGACCUAAGCUUGUUGCUGGUUCAGCUUACGGAUCGAGUGGUCAUGUUGAUGGGAAACCACGCGAAGCAAGGAUGAACCAUCCAAAAGGACUCACAGUUGAUGACAAGGGUAACAUUUAUGUUGCCGACACAAAGAAUAAAGCAAUUAGGAAAAUCAGUGAUUCUGGUGUUACAACAAUAGCUGUAGGGAAGUCGUACAGAGUGGGCAGUAUAGGUCUGCAUAUUGAAGAUGCAAAGUUCUCUGACGAUUUUGAGGUAGUGUAUGUCAGUAGUAGCUGUUCUCUUCUGGUGGUUGACAGAGGAAAUCAGGCAAUCAGGGAGAUCCAUUUGAAUUUUGACGAUUGUGCUGACCAGUAUGGAGCUCACCUUUCUCUAGGAAUCACAAUGUUGUUUGCUGCUGCUUUCUUCGGGUACAUGCUUGCAUUGGUGCAGCGGAGAUGGGUUGUCGUAGCAUCUUCUUCUCAUGAAGAAAAAACUACCACAAGAAGCUAUUCGGCUAGUCCUCAUCAUCAGCCAUUAAUUCCACCCGAAACUGAAACCGAAAAGCAGGAAGAAGUAGAAGGCUUCUUCACCUCACUAAAGGAGAUCACUGCAUCUGCUGCUGCUUCUAUUGCUCCAAUAUUUGGUCGAAUCUUAUCGAGAAGAAACACGCCUAGUCACCUCAGAAAUCAACAACCGCGACAAGAGGACAAUGUAUGGCCUCUGCAGGAAAGCUUAGUGGUCCCUGAUGAAGAACCACCUCCAUUUGAAACACAAACACACAGUCCGCGCAAGACCUACGCAUUUAUGUCGAAGAAUUCAGAGAAGCUCCAGCAACUACAGCACGAUACAGCCUAUUUCACCGAAUGGGGUGGAGCGGAGCGCCACAACUGCAGCACCACCUGAGAUGACACAAGAGGUGGUGUUUGGUGCAGUCCAGGAAUCUGGUAGUUGAUAGGAUGAAGCAGAGAUGAAGUCUGUGGAACAUGGAGAUCCUCUCCAAACCUUCUGCGAACUCUGCUCUGAGAUGAAAGAGGAGAUUGUGUUUGUUGAUCACUAGCAGAAGUUUUAACAUCUGCCUGAUAUACGGAGAGAGAGGGGGAGGGAGAGUUAAAACUUGAAUAAAAUUCCCUAGUGUUAGGUCGUAUUAUAUUUCUUAUUACAUAAACUGGACUUUUAGUAAAGUUGUAAAUGAAUGAAACGUUCAACAUGAUAAGAAUUUAUUUAUGAUUA